UUCAGUUAUUCUUUCUAUGGUUCUUGUUUGAUAGAAAGAAUAACAGGUUUUGGAUUUGUCUGUGUGUUUGGAUUAGUAUUCGGUUUAACCAAUCAAAAUUCGAAACCUUAACACGUAAACCAUGAUGUAAUGAUCUAAUUAAUGAUCAAUUAAAUGUAGAAAAAAAAAGAUUAAUAAGCAAAAAUUCCAUUUUCGCAACAGCUCAAACGUUUUCUUCUCUUUCCGAUUUAAUCUGAAAACUGAAACAAACACAAAAGCAACGAUUUUUUUUUUUUUUUGGAAAUUUUUUCCUCUGUUUAUGGUUCAGCUUCGGUUUACUAAAUCCAUAUGCCGUCACGAUCAAUCUCGGCGCCGGUUCCGGCUCCGGCUCCGAUCGUUUCCUCUUUAGCCCCAGCAGCGCCGUUGGGACAUCAGAAUAGGACAACGCGAAUCUUUCCACCGUUAGUGGCGGCUGGAGCCGGCGCCGGUUUCUCUCUCUUCAUCACUCUCUCCGUCUGUUUCUGCAAAUUCAGCCGGAAACGUUCAUCACCUCCGGCGGAAAACGCCUCCUCUUCGCCUCGGAAAUCACCGCCACGUGAGUUUUCCUAUUCGUCUCUCCGUCGCGCCACCGGCUCUUUCUCGCCAGCGAAUCGUCUAGGUCAAGGCGGAUUCGGCGUCGUAUUUCGUGGAACUAUCUCCGGCGGCGAGAAUGUAGCCGUUAAAGUAAUGGAUUCAGGAUCUCUUCAAGGAGAAGGUGAGUUUCAGAACGAGUUGUUCUUCGCCGCCAAGCUUGACUCGCCUCACGUUGUCCCUGUUAUUGGCUUCUCUCACGAUCGAAAACGACGACGUUUGCUUCUUGUUUACAAGCUCAUGGACAAUGGUAACCUCCAAGACGCGUUGCUUCACCGGAGAUGCCCUGAGCUUAUGGAUUGGAAUCGGAGGUUUUUGGUUGCGGUUAACGUUGCGGAUGGGAUUGAGCACCUUCAUAGUCUUGAACCACCUGUGAUUCAUGGUGAUAUAAAGCCUAGCAAUGUUCUAUUGGAUAAUCUCUUCUCUGCCAAAAUCGCUGAUUUUGGUCUGGCUAGGUUGAAACCGGAGCAAGUGGAGAUUAAUGUAGCGCCGGAGCGUGAUGGUGAUGGAUCUAUGGUUGAAGAAGUAGAGAGUGUUAUAACUACUGUGACUGGUUAUGAAGAUUUUAACUUUGGGUUGGUUGAUCAGUCGCCGGAAAGUGUUGCUAAGGUUCCUGGGUCUGUGAGUGCUUCGCCGGAGACAACGACGGUUGUCUCUGUUUCUCCGGAAAUGGGGGAGAAAACGGAUGAGGAUGGUGGUAGUGUUGUGGUGACAAAGAAGGGGAAAGAGACUGAGAGCAAAGAUUGGUGGUGGAAGCAGGAGAGCAAUGUUGAAAGAGGGAAAGUGAAGGAGUAUGUGAUGCAAUGGAUUGGUUCAGAGGUUAAGAAGGAGAGACCGACCAGAGCCGAUUGGAUUGAGGCGACAGCUUUGUCUUCGUCGUCAAGUAAGAAACUUGAGAAGAAGACUAGCAAGAGACUAGAAUGGUGGUUGUCACUAGAGGAAGAGGAUGAGAAGAAGAAGAGGAAGAAGCGAAGGAUGGUUAGAGAGUGGUGGAAAGAUGAGUAUCGUAGAGAACUCGCUAAGAAAAAGAAGAAGAAGAAGAAGACGACUUUAGAAGCUGAAUUUUGUAGUGAUGAUGGGAGUAGUAGUGUGAGUCAAUGGCGGCGUGGUAGUGGUAGUGGUAGCAGCAUAGAUUGGUGGUUAGAUGGGUUAAGUGGUGAACGAUGGUUGAGAGCAAGGGGAAAUAGCCAUGACUCGGUGAGCGGUGAGAUAGCUAAGAGCUGUGGAAUCAGUAGCACGCCGAGCAUGAGAGGAACCGUGUGCUAUGCAGCGCCUGAGUAUUGUAACUUAGAAAACAAUGUGUCUGAGAAAUGCGAUGUCUAUAGCUACGGUGUUCUGUUGUUAGUUCUGAUUUCCGGGAGGCGCCCGUUGGAGAUGACAGGAUCCGCGAGCGAGAUCCAACGGGCAAACCUCAUGUCUUGGGCGAGGAAGCUGGCGAGAAGAGGGAAACUUGUUGAUCUUGUAGACCAAAAGUUGCAAAAUUUAGACCAAGAACAAGCGGUGUUGUGCAUAAAGGUGGCCUUGUUGUGUCUGCAAAGGUUGCCGAUUUCACGACCGUCAAUGAAAGAGGUUUUGGGGAUGCUUAAAGGAGAAGUGAAUCUACCAGAGUUGCCUACCGAGUUCUCACCAUCGCCGCCAUUGAAGACGGUGAGGAAGCAGCGCCGUUGAUUAACUUAAGUAUCACUUUGGUUAACUUUAGUUUUAGGAACUUUGAAUUUAAUUUCACAAUACUUUCCAACUUCUUCCAAGUUAGUCUGUUUUUUCCCUCUUCAAACGCAUUAUUGUUUAUUGACAUUGAUUCUUACUUUCUUAGUUAUGUAAUUUUUUUACACGUUUAAACUUAAUGUCAUACACUUCUUCAAA
Arabidopsis lyrata subsp. lyrata is the source of this 2472-nucleotide messenger RNA. RefSeq names its product receptor-like serine/threonine-protein kinase At4g25390. The record is from RefSeq and is a predicted model, not a curated record. Bases 328 to 2277 code for a protein of 649 amino acids. The transcript has a single exon. Gene Ontology annotation, biological process: protein phosphorylation. Gene Ontology annotation, molecular function: protein kinase activity; ATP binding. Lineage: Eukaryota; Viridiplantae; Streptophyta; Magnoliopsida; Brassicales; Brassicaceae.